Molecule: messenger RNA, 1263 nt
Organism: Penicillium soppii
Lineage: Eukaryota; Fungi; Ascomycota; Eurotiomycetes; Eurotiales; Aspergillaceae
Exons: 6
Coding region: 1-1263 (420 amino acids)
Biological process (GO): protein phosphorylation
Molecular function (GO): protein kinase activity; ATP binding
Source: RefSeq, a predicted model, not a curated record
AUGGUCAUCUCAUGGAUAAUAUCGAGCCGUCUCAUUCCUUUGAGGGGCAUUUCACCGCUUUGCAGUGCCCCUAGGACCAUGUCCACCAUCAGAUGGACCAUCUCCCCUAAAUUUCUACUGUUGACGCUGAGCCACUUCAUCGCUAUCGAAAAGGAUGGGGAGGCUACUCAACAGUUUGGGCGGCAAGGGAUCAAAGUUCUAGCUAACUUACAACGGCGUGCGUAUAGGGAAGGGGCAUAUGUUGCUCUCAAAAUCUCUAUUGCAGAAACUGGACAUAAUUGGAACACGCGAGAGUUCCAAACUAUGAAAGAGUUAGCAUCUCAUCAUCCUUGUCCGAAACAUACGGUACAAAUGCUUGAUGACUUCGAUCUAAAUGGCCCAAAUGGAUCUCAUAAAUGCCUAGUUUAUGAGCUUCUGGGGCCUAACGUUCUAGGCACAAUUCAUGCACACUUUCCAGAUGGGAGGCUUCCUGGCAAGCUCGCCAAAGGCAUUGCAAAGCAAUGUUUAAUCGGGCUCGAUAGUUUGCACCAGCGAAAGAUUGGACAUGGAGGUAAAUCACUUUCUUGGAAAUACUUCCAAGAUCUACAUACCCGCAAUUUGGCAUUUACCAUCCCUCUAAUAGAUGAUUUGUCAGAAGAAAGGUUUACUGAGAUGUUAGGAAAGCCAGAGAUUGGUUAUGUCCAAAAUCGCGAUGGGAAAUUCCUGGAACCUGGCGUACCCGAAUAUAUCGUGAGGCCUACCUCAUAUUCAACGUAUUCCUGGAAUAUGGCUCAGACUGUCAAAAUCAUCGACUUCGGAGAGUCAUUUCUGCGCACUACUGUUCCUGAAACACUGCAUACACCUUUAUCUCUUCGGGCACCGGAAGUUAUAUUUCAAGAUCGCAUUGAUUAUCGUGUUGACUUGUGGAGCAUGGGUUGCAUGCUCUUUGAACUGUUCCUUGGCCAGCCCCCUUUCGACACCUUCUUGAUAACGCCCGCAAUUCUUGUGGGCCAAAUGCGAGAGAUGGUAACUGAUGAUUUACCUGAAAGAUGGAAAGAGAAAUGGGAUACGAUGAACGCAGGGAACGGCAUCGCUAUAGAAAGUACUGGGCCCAACUUGCAGAAUUGGCUCGAAGAAGUAUACUUUGAUAGCCGGCUAAAUCCCGAUCUCACACGAGAGGAUAUAGUGAGGCUGGGACAUAUCAUUGGAAGGUUAUUGCACUUUGAGCCAUCGGCAAGAGCGUCAGCGAGGCAAGUUCUCAAUGACCCUUGGUUUAAUGAGUGA